This is a messenger RNA of Penaeus monodon (black tiger shrimp), 3332 nucleotides long. RefSeq lists its product as uncharacterized. The record is from RefSeq and is a predicted model, not a curated record. Lineage: Eukaryota; Metazoa; Arthropoda; Malacostraca; Decapoda; Penaeidae.
AGAAAUGUGGCAUAGUGUGAGAGUAAAGACAAAAUCUCCAAGGACCGUCUUUAGACCGAUAGAUAUUUUGGAGUCAAAGAUUGUUUUUAGGACAGCGAUUAAAUUUCCUAAUGAAAAUUCUGUGACUUCUCAUGAAUACCGACCCAGGCAUUGUUUUUCUUUUUCUUUUCUUUUUUCAUUUAUAUAACCUCUCACUCCAAAUCUUAAUUAAGCUUUUAUAUACCGCAAUCCCUUUCCUUUUUAUCUUUGGAUAAUGUAUACUUUUACAUUAAUGUAUCAGUUUAUUUCAUAUGUUAAACUGUGUAUCUCAUUUCUGUCGCUUAUAUUAUUAAUAAUUUCUAUAAAUCUUUAGCUGACAUUUUCCCCUAAGAUCUUGUAUUUAUCUUCACUGUUCAGUCUCUCUCUGGAAGCGAAAGAGGAAAGGUCACGUUCUUUCUCUUUUACAUAAUUUGAUUUUUCUUCAGCAUUAACUUAAUUUCUUCACCGAGGAUGAUGACAACGCAGAUAGCAAGAACUCCGACCACAGCUUGGUCGACGCUUUUCCCAGCCGAGCAGAAUACCCUGGCGCAGUCGACUCUCUUUGUGAAAAAACUACUAGCCGUUGGACUCUCCUCCAUCACGUACCUGAGGACUCUCUUUCCGGAGGAGGCUUACUGUGACCGCGACCUCAAUGGACUGAAGCUGAAAAUGCUCCAAGACAACUCGGAGUGCCAAGGGGCCAACACACUCAUCUCCUGGAUCAAGAGUGCGUUUCAAGCCUUGGACAAGCAGUAUCAGCUGACUUUAGCUUUACACACCAAUCCUAGGGAAUAUAAUAAAGCCAUCGAGUCGUAUACGUACAAGAUCUCGUAUAGCAAAGACAAGGAAGCUUUCAUCAGUGAGCUAGUUACCAAGAUAGACUCAAUUGAAAAGAGGUAUGAUGUAAGAAGGUCGACCCAAAAGAUGCUACGUACAGUCCUCCUCCUCACCCAGUCUCUCAAACCACUGCCCAGCAAAGUCUUUCUCACUAUGCAGCUACAGUACUAUGAUGAUGUUACUCCCCCUGAGUAUGAGCCAGUGGGAUUUAAGCCUGCAGCACCCACAGACAGCCACAGUCUUUGUGACCCAGUUACAAUAAAGGUUGGUGAUGUCUGUACACCUUUCCAUACUGUCAGGCUUCGAGUAACUGUGAACAAGGCUGUUUAUUCUGCUGCUAAAGAGGAAAAUGAACGGGAAGACAUGACAAUAACUGAAGACAAGGAGAAUGCCCGGGCAGGGAAAGAACAGGCAGAAGCAUCUGGGCUAGAGAAUCCAGAGAAUCCUCUGCCUUCUAGUGAUCCUGUUGUCAUCCGCUGCCUUAAGCGCUCCAAAAAGCACUUUGCUGACCUUGUUCCACAGUCAGGUCACAGCCUACCUCCCAAGGAUGACCAAGAAUCAAGCAUGUGUUUUGGCCAAGACAAGCAAGAUUCAACUAGUGCUGAUCAGCUAAGGUCUGAAAGCACCCCCCAAGAUGACUGUGUGCCAAGUAUCACUCCUGUGUCCAAGUCCUGCUCAGUGGCACAGGUUGUUUCAACUGGGAGUGGUGAGGAAGUACAGAUUGUCCCUGAGGUUGAACCAAAGGAGGACCAUGACAGGUGUACCAGUGUUCGAAGAAGUCUCCGCUUACUCUCCCUCCCAUCUGCUGUUACCCCCAAUGUAUCAGGAAAUAUGAGUCACACAUCAGCCCUGAAAGAAAAUGAAGAGCCUGUGAGGUGUGAAUGUGGGGUGCACCAUGAUGAUGGCCUAAUGAUACUAUGCGAUAUCUGCAAAACAUGGCAGCAUGCUUUGUGCUUCAAAUUGUCAAAAAAGGAUGAGGUUCCUGAGCGGCAUGUGUGCCUGCAGUGCUCUAUCACCUCAGGCUUGCCUUGUACUGAUUCCUCCUUCAAGGACAUGACCAAGGAGAAGAUCCAGCAGGUAUGCCUUAUCCGCCGUGCUUUGGAAUUCCUAAAGGGAUACCAUGUCAGGGUGACAGUCACCAAACUGGGCCAGCGCCUUGGAGUGGACAUUUCACAGGCUCAGAAGCUCAUGGAACACUUGGACGCCAUGAUGGUCUUUGAGGAUAGAGGGAAAAGGAGGCGUCGAAUGGUAAACAAAGCCAAAAUAAAUUCAGCAUAUUCAGAAUACUUUGGCGGUCAGUCAGUGCUUAUGGAAGGAGAAUUUGAAGAUACGCAGUUACUGCAGACACCCAGUCAAGCACACCAAGAGGUAGGCUGGGAUUCUGAUAUGACACCUGACCUCAACUCGCCAAUGCAAGUUUUAGACAGUGAAAUGGAGAGCUCCUGCAAUACUCCUACCCCUGACUCUCAGGCCACACAAGUUGUAGAAGACACAGACAGCCAGAGGACCACCCAGUUCAUUAAAGAGCCCCAAGGGGAACGACUUCUCUACACACAGGAAGGGGAAGUCGUAGAUAGCACUCAGGAUGUCCCAGUUGGAACACAGAUUAUUACUCUUGGGACUGGUUUGGAUGAGACCUUCAGCAAUUACAGCCCAGGCAGUGCAUCUCAGGCUGUUGCAACUGCUGGGAACACUGUUGCAACAUUAGGGGAAGAAGUUGGAGAAAUGACCAACAUCUGUUCUCAUCCUUUUAACAGCACUACUCUAGCUGAUGCAGACACAGUACAAGUCAGCACAAGCAGUUGCAAUGAGACAUCAGUGAUUAACACUUUUGUCACAGAACCAGCCAGCACAAGUCAGGGACACACUGCAGAGAAUCCAGGAAAGUCUGCCCCACUUGUUUUUGAGUCAGCUGACCUUCAAGAAUUACCAGGUGCCUCGAACCUCCAGGAGCACAAAUCGCAGGUGAAUAUUGAAGCAUUACAAGAAGUGGCAUGUAGUAGUGUGGAGUUACAUGUUGAAAAUCCUGUGUCACGAAGGGCUCUAAUGACACGGAGCAACAGACUGUCACGAAACAAGGCCAAACUGCCAGUUACAAUGAACCUGAAUGACUUUGAAAUCAGCAGCUCCCAGGGUUCCCCAACACCAGAGCAUCACCAUAAGGGAAAGAGAGCCAAGAUUUUGUAACCAAAUACAUGAAGAUUUGGAAAGAAUGGGAGAGAUUAUGAAAUACACAAGAAAUCAAGUUCAGUUUAACUUUCAAAGAUGCUGUUUUCUUAGCCAAGAUUUGCUUAUAUUUCCAAUUACAGUAUCAUUUAUUUGGAGGGGAAAUUGUUAGAACUCAUGAAUGCAGGACAAUUUUAUGAUUUUGUUUUGAGACUAUGUCAGUUAAAUCUUCUAAGGAAUGUUUGCUGAAAAUUACUUUCAGGCUAUUAUUCAUUGGUGGAAUUUUAGUGGAAAAUUUCAGGUUUAAGUUU